GAUCUCAGUAACUGCAUUUGCAACCAGUCAAUAUGUUUGAAAUACAAGUAGUUCAAGGUUUUUAAGGUAACCAAGUUGUUCUGAAGAUAUAUUUCGUGAAAGUUAUCUGAGAUGAUGGAUGUUGUUUAGAAGCGAUCAAAUGAAAACAUUGAGACACCACAGCCUUACUCUGUUCGAAUUUUAAUUACAUCAGUUUUAAUUGUUGUCAUGAAAACAUACAAAUUCGUCUUGUGUGUACUGUUAGUUAUUUGAUGGUGAAGUUUCAAUUAAUGUGCUUAACAUGUUGACUGUAGGUUUAUAUUUCCACAUUAGGUUACGAUUUACCAAAAGAAGUGUGACUAAUGUCAGUGAUAACAUCAAAUUAUAAUGUCUCGGCUCACUUAACAAUGAUUCUAAUGCAAAAGUGGAUUGAUGUAUUUAGACGAGCGAUUGACAAAAUAUACCUUCCCAUGGACGAUAGAAGUAUUGUAUUUGUCGACUGUACAUUUAAUUGUGACUAGAAUUCUUUCAUUUGAUUUUUAUCUCGUCAAUAUCUUUUCACAUCAUCAUAUUUUAUGCAUCCGUAUGAGUACAUUUUAUGUUGUUAAUCGUUUUGUUCCAGUUUUAUUUGAAAUUUAUCUUUGAAAAAAAAUUAUUCAGUCUUCAUUGAUCUUCUCAUAAAUAAUGCACGAGUGCAUCCGAAGUUUACAACACUAAUUUCUUAGUUUUUAUGAAAAUGUACAUUCUGUGAAUUUUUUUGAAAGAAGCUAUGUUGAUCGAAUCUGUGAAUGUUAAACAAGGACAUUUCAUAAAUACUAUUCAAUAUUUUAUGGUUUAAUGAACUUCUAUUUCAGACAUUCAUUGUUUUAACUCAAAAUGAUCGGUAAUAAUGCUUGUCAGGUAUCAUGUUUGUGUAUUCAUCAACAAGUACUCCUAUUUCUUUCUGUGUUUGUGUUUUACUUAGUGAAUUUUGUUACCCUUUACAUGGAUAGUGUUAAUCGACACUAUAAAAUGAGUAUAAUUAACAUGCCGAACAGUCAUGAAACAGGGUGAUUAUACACUUUGACUUAUUCACGUAUCAGGUGAUACCGUGACAACAUUGUUGAUUUCAGUUGGUGUGACGUUUUAUAGUAAUAUAUUUUUACAGUGGAAAUAAUAUGAAUGAUAAUAAAAUGGAUUUAUUACUUCGUUGUAGGGAAAACGGGACUUCGUUCGGUGGUGAAAUGGUACUUGGUGGUGUUAAUCCUGAAUAUUUUGAGGGAGAUUUGGAAUAUAUGCCGACCGUAAACAACAAUAUAUGGGCAGUUAGAAUGUCAAGCUUGAUGAUAAAUGAUAUUGAGUUUUGCAAUGGAUGUACUGCUUCUAUUGAUACUGGGACAUCAACGAUUAUUGGUGGAAGAGAGCAAGUGACAAGAAUCAACACAAUGCUUGGUAUUUCCUAUCAAUUUGGUAGAAGAAAUUUCCUUGACUGUAAACGAAUCGACAUGCUGCCUCCUGUCGAAUUUAUCUUUCGUAAAAAGAAGUACAUAUUGGAACCACAAGAUUAUGUUAUUAAGGAGGACUUUUGGUUUCAAACAGUGUGUUCGUCACCUUUUGACAUUGAUGAUUCUGUACCACCGAAUUUUUGGAUUCUCGGUGACGUUUUUAUGAGAAGAUUCUAUACUGUAUUCGAUUUCGGUCAGAAACGUAUUGGAUUAACUUAUGUUUUAAAUAAGAAGAAUGAAACAAGAAUUUAA
Messenger RNA from Schistosoma bovis, 1715 nucleotides. The record is from the annotation of a GenBank genome assembly. Lineage: Eukaryota; Metazoa; Platyhelminthes; Trematoda; Strigeidida; Schistosomatidae.